Messenger RNA from Chiloscyllium plagiosum (whitespotted bambooshark), 2317 nucleotides. The record is from RefSeq and is a predicted model, not a curated record. Lineage: Eukaryota; Metazoa; Chordata; Chondrichthyes; Orectolobiformes; Hemiscylliidae.
GCAAACUGAAGUUCUCUGAUCUGGAGGAAAUAGCCAGCAAUCUUGGUGAGGCCAUGCUCACUGGAAACCUGAGUGCUUCCCUGGCCUUUACAAUCUCUACAAUGGAUCUUUCCAGUCCAGUGCCACCUCCAGAUGAUGCAGAGUGGGCUCAGCCUUACAGCGUCGGUUACUACCUGGGUUACCGGGAGACUGAGCUCAUUGGCACAUCCUGGUAUAAUCUCCUGCAUCCUCACGAUCUGUCGCAUGCCUCUGCUCAGCACUACCGUUUCUUGAGUGGGGGAAGCGAAGUUCGAGUUGAGAUGAUUGUCCGUCUUCAGUCUAAGGAUGCCCAAUGGAUCUGGGUUUACAUUGUGGUUCAGGUGGAGUGUGCUGAGGGGCCCGUUCUGUGCUCCAACUACACAGUCAGUGAGUCGGAGGCUUGGUGUCUUCGCCAGCAGCUGAUUGAUGAGCAGGAGGAGAGCCUGCUGUACCCCUGCUCUGUGCCAGCUCAGAUACCUCAGCACCAGCCAGUUCAGUCUCCCAGCUACCUGUCCAGCCCUGACACUGUCUUCACCCCAAUGGCCAGCACUCCUACCAGUGGCGUCUCCACCCAGUCCUUCGACUUCAGCGGCAUCUGUGGCCUGGACUUUGCUGAGGUGUCAGGGCCGACGGGAGGGGAGGAGGACGCUGAGCUAUUCCGUCAUGGGGGGCUUCUCCCCACUCUGCCUCAGGAGAAGGAGGAGACGGGACAACGGGGAACACAGAGGACCGGGAAGCUCCCUGAGCUCUCCUACAGUGACUGCACCUUCGGCGCCGACUCGCCCACCCCACCCUGCACCCCACAGCUGCUGGGAACCACCUUUACCUUCAGUGGGCAGGAGACGUUUGGCCCCAGCGAGCUGUACUAUCCCCUGGAGCCCUGCGCCUCCCUGUACGAGCGGUUGCCCCCUUCCCCUGACAGCCCAGGCCACGGGGGCUGCACUGUGAUGGGGCUGCCCCAGGUGCCCACCCCUCUCUACAUCCACGUGCCCAGCACCCCCGAGGGGAUCCUCACUCCCGAAGCCUCACCCAUCAAGCUGCCCGCCAACUGCUACUUUGGCUACUUGGUGGAGGGCACACCGCGGACUAGCAUCGACGCCCUGGUCAAGCAGCUCGGACACCAACUGACAGAGAGCCAGUUGGCCGCAGGAGGAAUAGCCCAGCAGCAGGAGCCAGCAGUUGGCGAGUCCUGCCAAUCCCUCAGCUCCUCAGUGCCCACCAGAGAGACCACCGAGCCAGACUCACAAGCGUCCAAACCAUGGCGUGGCAUAGACUUCUCUGCCAUCAGCCUCAGCCAGGACGAGGAUGCCAUUGAGGACAUUCUGAAAGACCUGAGAGCUUCCUCAGUGCCAGGAGGAGGCGCUGCAGCUGUCAGCCCCCAGCAGCUGCGGGGGGGGAUUAGCCCAUCUCCCACCGCGGUGGGAAACAGCCAAGCCGUAUCGGACUGCACCCCAGACACCGGCUGUACCACAGACCUGUCUGCAGAAGAGCACACCUUCCUUGAAGAGUUGACUUCAUAUGAAAAUGUAUUUGAGACGUUUGCCUCAAGAUCUCCCUGUGACGGGUUUAUUGAUGAGUUGUAUCAACUCCAAAGUCACUCCCACGAAUACUUCCACCAAGAUGGAAAUGGAAGUGAAUCUUCAUUCUGAAAUAAGUCUAUGACUUACUUCAUCAAGUAUGGCAUAUUGUCAUAUUUUGUGAAGCAACUACAAUCAAAGAUAUCACUUUGAAACUAAGGACAUUUGUUAAAAAGCUGUUAAUUCUCUCCUUACAACACACUGCAUGGGGUUGGGGGAGGGGUGUUUAAUUGUAUUUUGAAGAAAAAGCUUCCUUUUUGUUAACAUGACUGCACUGUAAUCACGUCUGAGGCGAAAGCUGUCAGUGUAAUGAUUUUAACUCAAAGUAGACUUGUGUUGCUAUGGAAGAGGAUAUUGUAAGACAUACUUACAGAUGUAACUGUAUCACUUGUAGUGACUAACCAAAUCGUAAGAAAGAGACAGAUAUUAUUACUUUUCUUGAUAUGAUUAUUGUACAAAUGACACAUUCUGAAUGUAUUAUUCACGUGUCAUCAGAGCUAAUGUAGAACUCUCUACAAUUAAAGUAUAAGGAUUGAAUCCUGUUUAAGUUCUUGUAUUUCCUCACAGAGAUAUUUCUAUGUUUGUACAUAGAUUAAUGGAGAUUUAUUAACAAAUGCAAGCAUUUUUUAUAUAACCUCAACAGACGUACAUUGUGAAACUGUGUUUUUGUGUGUACGUUAUUAAAGUCUUGUGGAACUUAAUGUAAUACACAAAUAUUUAUA